Messenger RNA from Myripristis murdjan (pinecone soldierfish), 1805 nucleotides. RefSeq names its product cyclin dependent kinase 14 (gene cdk14). The transcript has 14 exons. The record is from RefSeq and is a predicted model, not a curated record. Gene Ontology annotation, biological process: protein phosphorylation. Gene Ontology annotation, cellular component: cytoplasm; cytosol; nucleus. NCBI's taxonomy places the organism in Eukaryota, Metazoa, Chordata, Actinopteri, Holocentriformes, Holocentridae. Gene Ontology annotation, molecular function: cyclin-dependent protein serine/threonine kinase activity; ATP binding; cyclin binding. The coding region runs from base 382 to 1794 and encodes 470 amino acids.
CUAGAUUGCGGUGGAGCAGGGAGUGAGUGGGACAAGGAAGAAAGAUACAACUCUUCAUAGCUACACAGUUUCUGAGACCUCAUCAAGAAAGAAAAUAAGCGCCUACUGAACAGGCGCACCAUAUUACGCAUGUUUUCCUAUUUAGAUGCAGCUCUGUUCGAAUUGCUCCGUCGCCGACUGUUGUUCUAUCGGUAGAAAUGUAGUUGCAUUCACGACAAAAUCCUGGAGGUAUUCGCAAAUACACUUUUCUGAGAGAUCCCGUUAAAGCUUGGCAGUAGACUCCGUUUCCUGUGUUUUGCCAGUGCGCUGCAUGACUGAAAUCAACAAUCUGAAACCCGGUACCCCAUCUCCGCUGUCUCCGAAGCAAGCAAGUCUGUGGCAAUGUGCGACCUGAUGCCAGCCUCCCAACCCGCGGAGAAAAUCGGCAAGAUGACAAAGUUGAGGAGAACUUUGUCCGAGAGUUUCAGGAGUAUAGCUUUCAAGAAAGAGGACGGUGACUUUGAUGAGAUAUGCGUCACAAAGAUGUCCACACGCAGCUGUCAGGGAACAGACUCAGUCAUCAAGCCCCUGGACACUAUCCCUGAGGACAAAAAGGUGAGAGUUCAGCGCACGCAGAGCGGCUUCGACCCGUUCGAGAAGCCCACCAGCCAGGUGAAGAGGGUCCACUCUGAGAACAAUGCCUGUAUCAACGCCAAGAGCUCAUCUGCCGGCAAGGAGUCGCCCAAACUGCGCAGGCACUCCAGCCCUAGUUCCCCUACAAGCCCCAAGUUUGGCAAGGCAGAUUCUUAUGAAAAGCUUGAGAAACUGGGAGAGGGUUCAUAUGCCACAGUUUACAAGGGCAAAAGCAAGGUGAAUGGGAAGUUGGUUGCUCUGAAGGUGAUUCGCCUGCAGGAGGAGGAGGGAACUCCCUUCACGGCCAUAAGGGAAGCAUCUCUUCUGAAAGGUCUGAAACAUGCCAAUAUUGUGCUGCUCCAUGACAUCAUCCACACCAAGGAAACCCUGACUCUGGUCUUUGAGUAUGUGCAUACAGAUCUCUGUCAGUACAUGGACAAGCACCCCGGGGGUCUCCAUCCAGACAAUGUGAAGGUGUUCCUGUUCCAGUUACUGAGAGGACUCUCCUACAUCCACCAGAGGUACAUCCUUCACCGUGACCUUAAACCCCAAAACCUGCUCAUCAGUGACACUGGGGAGCUCAAACUAGCCGACUUUGGCCUGGCCAGGGCUAAGUCAGUUCCCAGCCAUACCUACUCCAAUGAGGUGGUGACCUUGUGGUACCGACCCCCAGAUGUCCUGCUGGGAUCUACAGACUAUUCCACUUGCCUGGACAUGUGGGGUGUGGGCUGCAUUUUCAUUGAAAUGAUCCAAGGAGUGGCUGCCUUCCCUGGGAUGAAGGACAUCCAAGACCAGCUGGAGAGGAUAUUUCUGGUCCUGGGCACCCCCUCUGAGGACACCUGGCCCGGUAUUCACUCCUUGCCUCACUUCAAACCAGAUCGCUUCACAGUGUACAGCGCCAAGAAACUCAGACAAGCAUGGAAUAAAUUGGGCUAUGUGGACCAUGCUGAGGAGUUGGCCUCCAGGUUCCUCCAGUGCUUCCCAAAGAACCGGUUGUCGGCCCAGGCAGCUCUGAACCAUGAAUACUUCAGCCACCUCCCUCCACGACUCUGGGAGCUGCAGGACAUGUCUUCUGUCUUUACGGUACCAAAUGUAAAGCUGCAGACAGAGUGUGGGGACAGCAUACAGGUUUGCGCACGGAGGAACAGUCAUGGAAAAGCCUCCUCUGGCAGCAAACACUGACCUGAGGCACA